Messenger RNA from Impatiens glandulifera, 2207 nucleotides. RefSeq names its product probable L-type lectin-domain containing receptor kinase S.5. The record is from RefSeq and is a predicted model, not a curated record. The transcript is spliced from 3 exons. Lineage: Eukaryota; Viridiplantae; Streptophyta; Magnoliopsida; Ericales; Balsaminaceae. Gene Ontology annotation, molecular function: protein kinase activity; carbohydrate binding; ATP binding. Bases 143 to 2104 code for a protein of 653 amino acids. Gene Ontology annotation, biological process: protein phosphorylation. Gene Ontology annotation, cellular component: plasma membrane.
UCUUCUUCCCUCUUUGAAUUCAAUUCAAGAAACCCUUCUUUCUCCUUCGUCUCUUUCUCCAAAUUUCCAUUCUUUCUGUUCAUAAAUUCAGAAAAAGAAGACGAAGAAGAACAAGAACACUCAAUCUGUUCAGAAAACAAUCAUGUUUCCGAUUCAUUUAGUUUUGAUCAUCAGUUUAUUGAUUUACCCUGCAUAUUCAAUCUGUAAUGGUCCAUUCAACAUAUCCUUCACUACCUUCAACAAUCAUAGCUGCUCACCCGAAGGCGGAUUGAUCUGUUACGGCUCAGCAUCUUCAUCCAACGGAACACUUAGCGUUACUCCAGCCCUAGAUUCAAAUCAGAAUAUGACUUGGCAAGUCGGACGCGCGAUUUAUCAUCUACCGAUGAUUGCUUGGCCAGCCUCCUUUUGUUCAAUAUUCACGAUUCGGAUCUCAAAACCCUCAAAUCAACCUCUGUCCGGUGAUGGAAUGGCAUUUAUCAUGGCGCCGGAUAAUCAGACAUCGCCUGAUGCCAGCUUUGGAUCGUUUAUGGGAAUCGUUGAUCCGAAAACCGAAGGUAGUACUCGAAUACUAGCAAUUGAGUUUGAUACAUUUAAGAAUGAAUGGGACAUUGAUAACAAUCAUAUUGGAAUCGAUACGAGGAGUAUCGAAUCAUCUGUCGCGAAUCGAACUCUAUCCGAUGUUGGGAUUGAUCUAACAAGUGGAAAAGACAUUACAGUUCAAGUUGAGUAUAAUGGUUGGAACAAGAUGUUUGAAAUAUCGGUAGCAUAUGCAGGGAAACCCUUGGUGAGUUUCCUAAACCAAACCUUGAAAAUGAAGGAUUCGACAGCGAGUUCUGUUUAUGUUGGAUUUUCGGGUGCAACAGGGACAGUUUAUGAGAGUCAUCAAGUAUUGGGAUGGAACUUUACGUCGAUUGAGUUGCCUGGAAGUACGCUUAUCGAACCUAAGGACUGGACAGUGGUUUACGCGACGGUUUUUCCUAUUUUGGGUAGUUUGUUGAUUAUAGGGGCAAUUGCUACUCCUUUUGUUAUAAAGUAUAGGAAGAAAAGGAAGGAAAGGCUGGCGAAGAAACGGGAGAUUGAGGCAUUUAUAGCGGCUGCAAAUGGACCUAAGCUCUUGACAUAUAAUCAACUUAGAUGGGCUACUCGAGGUUUUAGCAAAGAAAGGCUACUCGGAGUUGGUGGAUUUGGAUGCGUUUACAAGGGUGUAUUGUCGCGUCCUCACUUGGAAAUCGCGGUAAAGAAGAUUAAUUCCACUUCUAAACAAGGCGAGAAGGAAUAUUUGGCGGAAAUAUGCACGAUCGGUUGUUUGCGUCACAAAAACAUCGUUCAACUCAUAGGUUGGUGCCACGGUCACAGCCAACUCCUCCUCGUCUACGAAUACAUGUCAAACGGAAGCCUCGACCGUUACAUCGGUAAGGACCAUAUUCUCGACUGGCCAACCCGAUACAAAAUCCUCCAAGGUCUAGCCUCGGCUCUCCUCUAUCUUCACGAGGAAUGUGGAAACCCCGUAGUCCAUCGAGACGUAAAGCCCAACAACGUAAUGAUCGACUCAGAAUUCAAUGCCCACUUAGGCGAUUUCGGGCUAGCCCGACUACUACAAAACCGAACCUCAAUCACAACCAUGAUCGCAGGGACCCCUGGCUACAUGGCACCCGAAGUCAGCUUCACCGGAAGAGCCACACCUGAGUCGGAUGUGUACAGUUUCGGAAUGGUGUUGUUGGAAGUAAUAUGCGGGAAGAGAUCGACCGGGGUGUUUGAUGAAGAGGGUAGUUUAGUCGAAGAGGUUUGGACUUUUCACGAAAAGGAAAGAUUGUUAGAUUGUGUGGAUCAUAAACUUGAAGGGCAAUAUGAUUCGGUUCAAGCGAGGAGGAUUUUGAUUUUGGCACUUGCUUGUUUGCACCCGGAUUUAAUGUUUAGACCUACUAUGAGAAGGGUGGUUCAGAUAUUUGUGAAUCCCGACGAGCCAUUGGUGGAUUUGCCCGAUACGCGGCCUAAUGAAGUUUAUGUCUCGCUUAAUCCGUCUUCGGUUUCGACCACUAGAACUGAUUUCUCCACGGUUUCUAUGACCUUAAAACCUUCUAUUCUAGGUUCGAAGCCAGAUUAGACCAUAAUUGAUUGUAUGAUGAUAUGUUUGUAUCAUAAUUCUCCUUUAUGUGUCUAUAUAUUUGAUCAUGAUUUAACUUUUUGUGAAAUGUUUGCUUAUUUGA